AUGGAUUCCCAAUCUUUACUUAAGAUGCAGAUUUUAAAUUACUUGCAGAGCCUAGCUAAGUGCAGAGCUGUUUGCACAAGCCUCAUUAUGAUCACUGCCAAUAGUCUCGAUACUUUUUGCUUUGAAGAUUGUGUUCAACAAUCAUUUAUUUCAGUGAGAGACAAACCCAGACACUCUGAAGCAACUACUAAAACAACCCAAAAUCAAAAGAAACAUGACAAAAUCAAUGAGGAGGUAAAGGAUACUCUCACUUAUGAGUCACAUGAGAUGCUGCACUAUGAGACAUACAAACAACUCAAAGAAGUCUCCACAAAACAAGAGUCUAAAGUUUCUAAAACUGGACUUUAUGAGAACCUACUCAAACCCUUUAAGCAUGCCAAGAGAGUCGAAACACUUCCUGUGAGUGGCAGAACCAUCACUGUCUACAUCUGCAAGUACGACAACUGCAACCGAGAGUUCACGAAGAUCUGGAACCUGGUCGACCAUGCCAGAAUGCACGAAGGCAUCAAACCGUACAAGUGCAUCUUCUGCUCCAAAGCUUUCACACAGAAAGGCAACCUGAAGAAACACUCAAAACAGCACCAACACAGAAGCAUCGAGGAGAGGAGGCUGUUCCAGUGUCAGGUUUGCAAGAAGAAGUACACUGAGAAGUACAACCUGACUGCUCACAUAAGAACUCAUAAACAAGACGGCACUCAUCAACUUUCGAAGGCUACAGCUUCACAAUCAGAAGUGAAGGCUAAAUAACUAAUUUAUGAUAAAAUUUCAAAUAAA
Messenger RNA from Moneuplotes crassus, 774 nucleotides. Lineage: Eukaryota; Ciliophora; Spirotrichea; Euplotida; Euplotidae. The record is from the annotation of a GenBank genome assembly.